Cynara cardunculus var. scolymus (artichoke) is the source of this 2601-nucleotide messenger RNA. RefSeq names its product cyclic nucleotide-gated ion channel 1. The transcript is spliced from 9 exons. Gene Ontology annotation, biological process: monoatomic ion transport; transmembrane transport. The coding region runs from base 239 to 2401 and encodes 720 amino acids. NCBI's taxonomy places the organism in Eukaryota, Viridiplantae, Streptophyta, Magnoliopsida, Asterales, Asteraceae. Gene Ontology annotation, molecular function: monoatomic ion channel activity. The record is from RefSeq and is a predicted model, not a curated record. Gene Ontology annotation, cellular component: membrane.
ACACAGACAAUUCUCCCGCUAAAAGUUGACCCGUCCAUGGCUGCUUGCAUUACCAAACCUCCAAGAAAUUUCUCAACCCACUUUGGGCCUCUAUUUACUUGCACCAUUAACACUUCACUGCUUAUCGCCAUUUGCAGACAUCCAUCGCCAAAUCGAGAAUGUACUAGCUGUUUGUGGAUCAAGUACAUAGAUAGCAAGAUCGUUGCUGGAAAGGCUUCACUACAAAGAAAUUGUGGAGAUGAAGUUCAAGCAGGAAAGAUACGUGAGGUUUAAGGAUACAAGUCCGGAGCAAUCUUAUCGUUUUGAUCAGCGAAUGCCCACAACAUAUGGUCUAUAUCAUAUGAAACUUAAGCUAUCUUUUAGCUCACUGAAGAAUAGCAUCCAAAGAGGAGUAAAGCAGGCUUCUGAAGGGGUUAGUGGCUUGAAGAAUUCACUAAUCUUCCAUCAGUCAAGGGAUAAACCAGCAAAAAACGAAGUUGCAAAGAAGAAAAUCCUAGACCCACAAGGGUCUUUUCUUCAGCAGUGGAAUAAAAUAUUCGUAAUAACUAGCAUUAUUGCUGUAUCUUUAGAUCCACUGUUCUUCUACAUUCCUGUCAUGAACAGCAAUAAAAUGUGCCUCGAUUUGGACAACAAUUUGAAGAUCAUUUCUUGUGUUCUUCGAACUUUGUUCGACCUCUUUUAUAUUUUACAUAUAAUCUUUGAGUUCCGCACCGGAUUUAUUGCUCCUCCUUCUAGAAUCUUUGGAAGAGGUGAAUUGAUCGAAGACUCCUUCGCUAUAGCAAAACGAUACUUCUGCUCCUACUUCUUCGUAGAUCUAUUGUCAAUUCUUCCGCUUCCACAGGUAACAAUUUUGUUCAUCAUACCAAACAGCAAGGGACCAGUUUCAUUAAUUACAAAGGAUUUGCUGAGGUUCGUGAUAUUAACCCAAUACAUCCCACGAUUUAUUCGAAUCUAUCCACUAUAUACAGAAGUGACGAGGACUUCUGGCAUAUUUACUCAAACCCCAUGGGCUGGAGCUGCUUUCAAUCUCUUUAUCUAUAUGCUAGCCAGUCAUAUGAUUGGAUCCUUCUGGUACGUACUCUCGAUCGAUAGGAAAGAUAGCUGCUGGCGUGCUGCAUGCAAGGCUAAUUGUGAUGUCAACUCUCUAUACUGUGGAGAAAAACGUGAGGGGGACUAUGCAUUUCUAACUACAUCUUGCCCUCUUCUUCAACCAGAUGAAAUAAAAAGUUCAUCGGAUUUCGACUUUGGUAUAUUUCUUGAUGCUCUCCAGUCUCACGUGGUAGAAACCAAAGAUUUUCCACAGAAGCUCCUUUUCUGUUUUUGGUGGGGUCUUCGAAAUUUAAGCUCCGUUGGUCAAAACCUCAAGACAAGUACCUAUGUUCCGGAGAUCCUAUUUGCCAUCUUCAUCUCCAUUAUUGGACUCGUCUUAUUUGCACUUCUCAUCGGCAACAUGCAGAAAUAUCUUCAAUCUAUCACUGUCAGAGUAGAAGAAAUGAGGGUAAAAAGGAGGGAUGCAGAGCUAUGGAUGUCCCAUCGUAUGCUCCCUGAUGAACUAAGGGAACGCAUCAGACGCUAUGAACAGUACAAAUGGCAAGAAAACAGGGGAGUUGAUGAACAAUCCCUCAUUCACAACCUACCCAAGGACUUGAAAAGGGACAUAAAGCGUCAUCUUUGCUUGUCUUUACUCAUGAAAGUGCCAAUGUUUCAAACAAUGGAUGAACAGUUGUUGGAUGCUAUGUGUGACCGUCUGAAUCCAGUUCUUUACACAGAGAAUAGCUGCAUAGUUCGAGAGGGAGAUCCAGUAGAUGAGAUGUUGUUCAUCAUACGUGGAGAGUUGCUAACUGUGACCACCAAUGGUGGAAGAACCGGAUUCUUCAACUCCACUUACCUCAAGGGAGGUGACUUUUGUGGAGAUGAACUUCUGACAUGGGCGUUGGAUCCAAACUUGUCUUCAAGUCUUCCCCUUUCAACUAGAACAGUGCGACCAGUUACAGAUGUUGAAGCUUUUGCUCUAAAGGCUGAUGACCUCAAGUUUGUAGCGUCCCAGUUCAGACGUCUACACAGCAAGCGGCUCCAGCAUACCUUUAGGUACCACUCACAGCAGUGGAGGACAUGGGGAGCUUGUUUUAUACAGGUUGCAUGGCGUAGACACUGUAGAAAGAAGCAAGAGCAGACAUUGCGGGAGGAGGAAAAGAGACUGCGGGAUGCAUUAGCAAAGGUUGGGGAAAGCUCCUCCCCAAGCCUUGGUGCCGCCAUCUAUGCAUCCAGGUUUGCCUCUAAUAUGUUACACAACUUGAAGAGGAAUCGUUCAAAUAGUCCUAAAUUAUUGCCGACUAUGGUACUGUCAAUGCUACCACAGAAACCAGUCGACCCCGAUUUUAGUGCUGUAGAUCCUGAAUAAGGUACACAGCUUCUCCAAAAAAGCCUCAAGAGUUUAUACAUAGUUUUACUCGACAUCCUAUUCUGUAUAGAUUAUAUAUAUGCAGUUUGUUCUUCCUAUUUUUGGCAUUUGUAUAUUAUUAGUCUGUGAAUCUUAAAAGUAUUAGUAUCGUCUUAAAGGCAUUAUUUAGAAAAGAAAUUGGUAAUUACCGUAGAUUUACU